AUGCAACAUGAUGACCAGUAUUUCGCUGCAAAUGUUCGCCAUAUCAUGGAAUACUCCAGAAAAACACUUUUUGCUGCUUUAGACAGUUUAGAAGGUCAAAAAACUAUUGUAUGGGACCGAAGUUUGAUGAAACGAGUCAAUGUGUUUGCCGGUCCUUCCGUUUUGGAGAAACACGAUGUUGUAGCUAAUAUGGCUCUUGAUAAACAACAUGUUACGAAUACUCCUCAUGCUGUUUUCUUCCUGGCCCCCACUCUUAGUGCUUUGGACCAGUUAUGUACAUAUAUAGAUGCAUGUGGGAAAGAAUCGAAGUCAUUAUAUCAAGUUUUCUUCAUACCGGAGGCUUGGUACGUAGUAAGAGAGAAAUUGAAAGAAAGGAGUGAAGGGAAGUAUUUUGAACGAUUAGAAUCUGUUCAAGAUAUCCCAUUAUGGUGGAUGCCCCAGGAUGGAGAAUGCCUUUCCCUUGCAGUCCCUGAAUUGACAUCAAGAUUGUUAAUUAAUGGCGAUUGGACAUAUCUGUACAAAUGCGCUUAUGCCCUACAUCAAGUAAAAAGCAUGUGUUCUGGUGAUGUCCCGAUAUACAGCAAAGGAAAAUGGGCCCAAGAUGUCGUGCGUAUGCUAUCUACAUUAGGACCGCCUGCGGAAUCGUUGCCAGUGAAAAGUUUGUGUCUCAAUCGAAUCGUCAUUAUCGACAGAUGGUUAGAUCCUUUGACACCCCUACUUACUCAAUUGACAUACGCAGGACUGUUAGAUGAACUAUACAGAGUCAGUAUGGUCGGAUCGAUUAAGGUCCUCAAAGCGGAAUUCGAGCAAAAAGAAGAUGCCGAUCCCUUUGAAUUAAAAGAGAUAUACCUAUUGGACGAAAUUUAUCAUCGUUUGAAACAUUCUCAUAUCAACGCUAUCGGACAUGAGUUGGGAGGCAUUUUACAGGAAAUAAGAAAUGAUGAAGAGUAUGACCGGGAAAAAAUGUCAAUUGCUGAGUAUCAAGUGUUAGUGAAAAAAAUGCCCCAAAUUUUGAAAAAAAAGGAAAUGUGUAAUAUGCACAUGCGUUUGGCAGAAAUGAUACAAGCUCAAUUGUAUGAUUCUUUCGUUGAUUACAUCAAAGUGCAGAAAGAUUUAUUGGAGUCGAGUAAUUGGGAGAAAGUGGUUACAUUUAUUGAAGAUCUGAUCUUAGAUGCCGCCGAUGUGUCUAUAGUUCUCAGGAUGAUCGCGAUACAUUCUUUGACUGCAGGUGGCUUCAAACCUUCAGUUCUCGCAGCAUAUAGAAGAAUGGUUAUGCAGAGUUAUGGUACCGACGCUGUGAGCAAACUAUUAAAAAUGCAAAAAAUGGGACUUAUUCGCGAACGUGGAGGAAGUGGAAAGCUGGUUUGCGAUCACAGCCUAAUGAAUUACCCACAAAUACGAAAGCAAUACGAAUUGAUCAUUGAUGACGUACAUGAAGCGGACAAAACGAAUCCAGCAUAUGCAUAUAGUGGAUACUGUUCGUUGCUCUGCCGAAUACUUGCCGAAGGAGACAAAAUCAAGUGGGCUGGCUGGAAUAAGCUGGGUGAUUAUAAAGGAGGAGAAGAUGAUAAAACAGCAGUUUUUAUAGUAGGCGGAGUAACAAGAGCGGAAUUGGCGAUAAUUAAACAAUUACCAAACAUAUCAUUAGUUCUUACAAGCGCUUUAUUAGUGGGUGAUAGUUUAGUCGACAAAAUAACUACAAUAUGA
Messenger RNA from Auanema sp. JU1783, 1707 nucleotides. The record is from the annotation of a GenBank genome assembly. NCBI's taxonomy places the organism in Eukaryota, Metazoa, Nematoda, Chromadorea, Rhabditida, Rhabditidae.